AUGUCCGACUCCUACGAGCCCAAGGCCGGCAAAAGAGCCAGCGCUGACGCUGACGACUCUUGUAGGAAAAAAUCCAAGAAGAGCGAUCGCGAAGAAAAGUACAACCCGUACCUCGCGCACUUGGACCAGGACAGCACAAACGGCUACGGCGAUGAGCCGCCUCCGGAUUCGCCGUUUUCCGGCUUGAAGCGGCGGGCAACUACUGCCACGCAGGCCGCCAAGGUGGAAGAUUCCGCCUACAAUCCAUUUACCGGCAAAGCCCACUCCCAGCAAUACUUUAAAAUUCUGGAAACGCGACGGGGCUUGCCCGUCCACAAGCAGAGACAAGAGUUCCUCGACAAGUAUCAAUCGACGCAAAUCCUCGUCUUUGUCGGAGAAACAGGUUCCGGCAAAACCACGCAAAUUCCUCAGUACGUCGUGUACGAUGAAAUGCCCAAGAUGACGGGCAAGCUCAUUGCCUGUACCCAACCUCGUCGAGUGGCCGCCAUGUCGGUCGCGCAGCGUGUGGCAGACGAGAUGGACGUCUCCCUCGGCGAAGAAGUCGGAUACAGCGUUCGAUUCGACGACUGCUCCGGCCCCAAGACGUUGCUCAAGUACAUGACGGAUGGCAUGCUUUUGCGCGAAGCCAUGCACGACCAUGACAUGUCGCGCUACAGCUGCAUCAUUCUCGACGAGGCGCACGAACGUACCUUGGCCACGGAUAUUCUCAUGGCGCUUCUAAAGCAGAUUGCUGGCCGAAGAUCCGACCUCAAGAUCAUCGUCAUGUCUGCCACUCUGGACGCCCAAAAGUUUCAAAAGUACUUCAACGACGCUCCGCUGCUACCCGUUCCUGGUAGAACGCAUCCCGUGGAGAUUUUUUACACGCCUGAACCUGAGCGGGACUACGUCGAAGCCGCGAUCCGAACCGUCCUGCAGAUCCACGCAUCAGAAGACGAGGGUGACAUUCUGCUUUUCCUGACCGGCGAGGACGAGAUCGAGGACGCGUGUCGCAAGAUCAGCCUGGAAGCCGAUGAGUUGCAGCGAGAAGUAGACGCCGGCCCUCUCGUCGUGUACCCUCUGUACGGCACCCUGCCUCCUCACCAGCAGCAGAAGAUCUUUGACAAGGCCCCGGGCCCGUUGAGGAAGGGUGGGCGACCGGGCCGCAAGGUUGUCGUGUCGACCAACAUUGCGGAGACGUCCUUGACCAUUGAUGGCAUCGUUUACGUGGUUGAUCCCGGUUUCAGCAAGCAAAAGAUCUACAACCCCCGCAUCCGAGUAGAGUCCCUGCUCGUCUCACCCAUCUCCAAAGCCUCGGCGCAGCAAAGAGCCGGUCGUGCCGGCCGCACGAGACCGGGCAAAUGUUUCAGGCUGUACACGGAAAAGGCGUUCAAGUCGGAGCUCAUUGAGCAGACGUAUCCCGAGAUUCUGCGGUCCAACCUUGCCAACACGGUUCUGGAACUGAAGAAGCUGGGUGUCGUGGACCUGGUUCACUUUGACCUCAUGGACCCCCCCGCGCCCGAGACCAUGAUGAGGGCGCUCGAGGAGCUCAACUACCUCGCCUGCCUCGACGACGACGGCGAGCUCACCACGCUGGGCGGCCUGGCCUCCGAGUUCCCUCUAGACCCUUCAUUAGCGGUGAUGCUCAUCUCCUCGCCCGAGUUCUACUGCUCCAACGAGAUCCUCUCCAUCACCUCCCUCCUCUCGGUUCCCCAGAUCUUUGUGCGGCCCGCCAACAACCGCAAGCGCGCAGACGAGAUGAAGUCGCACUUUAGCCACCCCGACGGAGAUCACUUGACUCUCCUGAACGCCUAUCACGCCUUCAAAGGCCAGGCGGCAUCCGACCCGGACAGCCUGAAGACAUGGUGCCACGAGCACUUUCUUUCCUUCCGGCACCUGUCCAGCGCCGACAGCGUCCGCGCCCAGCUCAAGCGCAUCAUGGAGACGCACGGCCUGGAGCUCGUCUCGACGCCGUUCGAGGACAAGAACUACUACACCAACAUUCGCAGGGCUCUGCUCUCGGGCUUCUUCAUGCAGGUUGCCAUGAGGGAGAGCUCCGGCAAGAUUUACCGCACCGUCAAGGAUGAGCAGGGCGUCAUGAUUCACCCCUCCACCGUGCUGCGAGCCGACUUUGACUGGGUUCUGUACAAUGAGUUUGUGCUGACGUCGAAGCAGUACAUUCGCACAUGCACAGGCAUCCGGCCCGAGUGGCUGCUGGAAAUUGCCCCCGUCUAUUACGAUCUCGACACCUUUGAGCAAGGGGACAUCAAGAGGUCUCUUACCAGAGCGGCGGAGAAGAAGAGGAGAAAAGAAGCCAUGAAAGCCGGACGACGAUGA
Molecule: messenger RNA, 2313 nt
Organism: Ustilaginoidea virens
Lineage: Eukaryota; Fungi; Ascomycota; Sordariomycetes; Hypocreales; Clavicipitaceae
Exons: 3
Coding region: 1-2313 (770 amino acids)
Cellular component (GO): spliceosomal complex; intracellular anatomical structure
Molecular function (GO): ATP binding; RNA helicase activity; RNA binding
Source: RefSeq, a predicted model, not a curated record